This is a messenger RNA of Porites lobata, 4294 nucleotides long. NCBI's taxonomy places the organism in Eukaryota, Metazoa, Cnidaria, Anthozoa, Scleractinia, Poritidae. The record is from the annotation of a GenBank genome assembly.
AGAAAAGGAGACAAAGGAGAGAAAGGAGAAAGCGCCAAAGCAAGUCAAGCAAAUGUAGUAACACAAACCAACUGGAAACAAUGUGUGUCGAAAUCAUGUAGCUAUAGCGGUACUGAUAACGGGAAAAUUAAGGUAUACGUAAAUGGAAUAAGAAACAUGAAUAACACACUCAAAAGAAAAUAUAGAAAUCGCCCACUUAUUUACGAAAUAGCCAGAGUUCAUAAACGUAGUCAUAUUCUCUUGGUGAUUGCAAAAAUUGCUCCAAUUAUCUUGCAGCAGAUACUUAAUAUCUAUCUGGUUUAGGCCAGUUUUUAUCUUUUUGUUUUUCGUUCAAGAGAUUCGAGAUCGUUCUUAUAAAUCAUAACGUGUAACCUGGCUUAAAGCCCUCUUCUUACAAGAGCACGGUUUUUUCAACAAGGGAAACUUCCUCUGCAGUAGUUGCUUAACUCCUCAAGUCCCAAGAAUGACCAAAGUCAAUUUUCUCCUAACAGAGUCAAUACUACAUAAUCAAGAGAAACUGCUGCGAGAAUUAAUGAAAUGAUCACCUGAUGGGCAGAGCUUUGAUCAACAAAUAAAUUCUUUUAACCAAUUCUUGAAGGAAAUGUAUGGAGAUCAGUGUGGAGAAUUUGUAUUUGGAUAAAGUUGGGGCUUAAAGGGUUGAAGGGGACAUGUCAUGAGGAUAUUGUUGUUUUAAAGUCAAUCCUGUGCGGAAGUCAUACUGAUUAGUAAGUGCCAUUUAACCUAUACACAAAAUGACUUGUUAGAGAUUUGUCGGAGAUUUCAAACAAAUUUCACAGGGAAGAAUAACCAUGAUAAUAAUAUUUUUGGUGAUUUUAGAAACUAGUUAAACUUGAAACAAAUUGUCCCAACUUUUUACAUGUUCCAAUUCGUGUCCAUGCUUGACAUCUGUUCCAACAGCGUGGGGUGAAAGCUGAACAGCCUCUAACAUAUGGUCUCGCAACAAAUUUGCAGCAAGUAUCCAUUGCAAAAAGUAGGGUGAAGGUCUCCUAAAAGUUGCUGCAACAAAAAUGCUGCAUCGAGCGCUAGCGGCGUUCUGAGGACUUAUCUUACAAUUAAGAUGUAGAGUUGUCUUUAACAGUGAAAAAUGGGAUAAAAAGUUCUAAUACAAAAAUUUCUACUCUAAAUUAUACUUAAUCGGACGUGCGUUUCCACAGUCUGAUUAUUAUGAUUUCAUAUCAAUUAGUGUUUCCAUAGAAAACAAGACCUUAAUUUACCUCCCUACACAUGUUUGGUGAUGAUGAUAGAAGUGUACUUCCUUUUCAGCUAGUAUUAAUAGUAGCAAGGUAUUUGCAAAGGAAAUUAAACGCGACUAUUCAGCUCGAACGGAAAGGAAUGAGGCUUUUGCGAAGCCGCGGACAGGCUAACGAUAUCCCUAAAUAUGCUAAAUGCAGCUUAAUACAACAAAAUCAGAGAUAAGUCUUUGCACUGAAAUAUCACCAUAUUUCAGCUCUAUGCAUGCAUACACGAAAGCAUUUUUCAUUAAAGGCUUUGCGCUUAUUCCGCUGGAUGUAAACCACGAUAUUAUAAAAUACCCAUGUUUACACUUAACAUCACCUGGUAAAAAGGAACCACGUUUACAGGUCACAGCUCAAAGUUUGUGGUUUCCUGAACAAGCAACUGUAUAGCAAGAGAAAAUGGAAAUAAAAGUCAUCAUCGCUAUGAGUAAUUCAUUUUUUGACGUUGCUUUAUCGAUCAGAAUCUUUCACCGAGCAUUCUAAAAGAAACUUUCUUUUGUUAAAAAACACCACGCCUCCUCAACAGCCUGAUCACAGCAGUAGAGGAAGGAGAUGCUUUCGCAAAAUUCAACACCUACAUGUUUUUUGUUAUUAUUAUUUUUCUUAUUUUUUUCAUUUUUUAUCUUAGGGGGUCAUCUUAAAACAACCAAACAGUUGAGUUUGAUGCAUGACGUUACGUGCCGGUAUAACUGACAGAAGGAAGUUAGACAUACAAACACUUGCUAAAGAAAUUAAGGAAGUUUUGAGCUGCAGCUAAAAGGAAACUCUAAUUUUUCUGACCUAACACUGACUAACUUAGACUGAACGCAAAGUUUUUUCAUCGCCUAAAAGUUUUUGGAGUGCUGGAGAGGAAAGGAAAGGGCUCCUGUUAGGAACACAAAGCAACAGAAAGCAUAACUAUGGAAAAAUUUUUGCCUUUGUAAAACUUUACUGUCAUUAAUUUGUGUUUGGAAUGUUCAUCUUUUGACCCUCUUUCAGUUCUCCUUGCACGCAAGCAUAUAAACAGAAAGUUACACUUUGCAAGAUAAUUACCAUAAAAGGAAAAGGAAAAGGAAGCAAGCAAAACCAAGCAAACAAUAAACAGGAACAGAAGAUUGACUUUCAAAUACUUCGCACUAUUUAAAUGAUGCGCACGUAGCACUGAUUUCAGUCAUUGAGGUGGUCUGGUUCAGCUCGUACGAUGGCUCAGUAUUUCGCUGUUUUGUUGAUUCUCUGUAUUCCUGGCGGUUCACCGAGAACAACCACCUCACCUCAGCAACAAAACAAUUCAAAGUCAAAAGAUUUAUGUGAGGUAAGAAAUACACGAAGAUAAAUAUGAGAGUACGCCGUGGAUUAGGUACGCCCAAGGGACUAAACCAUAUAUUUUACUACUUUAUCAUCGCCAUAUUAUCAUUUGCAAAUGCAUUCCAAUUUAUUAAAAAGUCCUUUUUGAACAUUAUCUUUCAUGCACGAAAAACCUGAAGUCCGAGGUUAACUGUUAAGCUUCUUUUAUUUCAUUUUUUCUCCCUUAGCACAUAUUGACUGCAGGCCACUUAAUUGCGAGUUCCAAAAACCCUUACUUUCAAAAUGAGGCCAAGCACACAACCUUCUUGUGAAAAUGAGUUUUAUUUGCAUGAGAGUGAAAAAUCAUUUGUAUAUCAACGACUGAGCACUUAAUUUCUUUUUGAUACAGAGGCCUCGGGGGAACUCGAAAAUGGCCUAUUGGUUAUUCCAUUGUUCCCUGCUUGUCCUAUCACAUAACUAAUUGGGGUCAUGGUAUUUAACGCUCAGUUUUCAGUUUUUCUUCGUCUCUACAUUUAACUGCAAAUCAUCCUUUUUUUCAGCGGUCUAUAGUGGGCUUCCCGGGCAUCCCUGGAUCCAAUGGGUUGCCGGGAAUGCCAGGCGUUCCCGGGCCUCAAGGACCCUACGGAAAGGACGGUACUAAGGGACAAAUUGGUGAUAAAGGAUCACAAGGAAUGCCGGGUCCAAGAGGAGACAGAGGACGCGAAGGCACCCCUGGAAAGAGUGGACCCCGAGGAAUCAAGGGGAUAAAAGGUGAACAGGGACUUGUGGGAAUGAAAGGACAGCGAGGCAUUGCGGGAAAUCAAGGACAAAAAGGAGACAAAGGAGAGAAAGGAGAAAGCGUCAAAGCAAGUCAAGCAAGUGUAGUACCACAAACCAACUGGAAACAAUGUGUGUGGAAAUCAGACACCAGUACUAAUAACGGAAAGAUUAAGGUAAUUAGAAUAAGAAUCAUGACACACUCCAAAGGAAAGUAAUUCCUCUAUAAAUCAAAACAUUUCAAAGAAGAACGUCUCCCUUCUCACUCACCAUUUGCCAACACCUUACAUAAAUAACUAAGUUACAUUUCUCUCUACUUUAAUUCUUUUUGAACGAAAAAAGGAAAGCAAUCUUGGGUGAUAAAAUGAUUCCUGGCCAUAUGGAUAAGUACAACGAAAAUUGAAGCUAUUACAGAGUUUUUAAAAAUUAGGAAGUAAUCUUGACCGGAGUCGUUAGUAUCAAUCAUUACACUCGGUUGCUCGCCAACCUCGUCCCCAGGGCUUCUCCCUCAAAAAAUGGGUGGGGCGGGAAAAGGGGGUCUUUUCCCGCCCCACCCAUUUUUUUGAGGGAAAAGCCCUGGGGACGAGGUUGGGUUGCUGGCCUUACUACAAUAUGUUUGAUUUGUUUGAUUUUUAUUCCAGGACUGUGCGUUUAACAAACUCCAGUCUAAUUCAGCGCUCAGAGUCUCAUUCCAGGGAAACAUGAGGGUCGAUGGUCUUAGUUCUAAGUGUAAUCGCUGGUAUUUCAAGUUCAAUGGAAAUGAAUGCAGUGGGCAAAUGACAAUUGAGGCUGUUGUUUACAAUUCCUGGCCAUCUGGGAACCCUAAUCUGCUGCAUCAUCGGUCAUUUGAGGGGUACUGUGAAAACAUCCCACAAGGCGCGGUUAGAGUGGAAUUAUGGGUAGGAAAGUGUACUGGCGUGACCCUGGGUGAUGCUCACACUGGGUGGAAUUCAGUAUCUCGGAUAAUGAUUGAAGAAGUAUCUAGGCCCCAGUCCUAA